AUGUGCCUUCUGCCUUUGUCGGCCGCCGCAGUCGCCGCGCCCCGAACCCCACUCCGGCUCCUCGGCCGACGGCUCGCCGCCGCCAUGACCGCUGCCGAGUCGCUCAAAUCCGUGGACUACGAGGUGUUCGGCAACGUGCAGGGUGUUUGCUUCAGAAUGUACACAGAAGGUGAAGCUAAGAAGUUGGGCGUCGUUGGCUGGGUGAAGAACACAAGCAAAGGCACCGUGACAGGUCAAGUGCAAGGCCCUGAAGAGAGAGUCAAUUCCAUGAAGUCCUGGCUGAGCAAGGUUGGGAGCCCAAGUUCCCGCAUCGACCGCACAAACUUUUCCAACGAAAAAGCCAUCUCUAAACUAGACUACACUAACUUCAGUAUUCGGUACUAA
Molecule: messenger RNA, 384 nt
Organism: Elephantulus edwardii (Cape elephant shrew)
Lineage: Eukaryota; Metazoa; Chordata; Mammalia; Macroscelidea; Macroscelididae
Gene: ACYP2
Product: acylphosphatase 2, muscle type
Exons: 4
Coding region: 1-384 (127 amino acids)
Molecular function (GO): acylphosphatase activity
Source: RefSeq, a predicted model, not a curated record